Messenger RNA from Pocillopora damicornis (cauliflower coral), 2041 nucleotides. Its product is annotated as carbohydrate sulfotransferase 3-like. Gene Ontology annotation, biological process: sulfur compound metabolic process; N-acetylglucosamine metabolic process. NCBI's taxonomy places the organism in Eukaryota, Metazoa, Cnidaria, Anthozoa, Scleractinia, Pocilloporidae. Gene Ontology annotation, molecular function: N-acetylglucosamine 6-O-sulfotransferase activity. The record is from RefSeq and is a predicted model, not a curated record.
AAUAACUUGCGAGCAACUCAGUUGGUUCUUGUUCUGUCUGUGAAAGACAAUCUCCAGUGGUUAUAACACAGGGAGAAGCAAUGCGAUAUUUUCGUUCUUUUGAAAGUUAUGCUCUUUUUCUGUUGUCGGAGGUCAUAUCAACAUGAAGUAUUACCCUUAUUGAGCAAAGCCACUGAUCAAAGUUGAAGCCGAUAUAUAUUGACGCAUUAGUUAGAGUUAUUCAGUGUGCAAUAAGUUUAAAAGCUUCAGCACACGAGGACAUCCAACAAUUUUGUUCUUAACUGCUCUUUGGUUUUUUCAAUCAUUCGCGUCUUUCAGAGUUAGCUUUGCUACGACGACAUCAUGUGUUACUACACAUGACUUCGCCGGGUCAGUUAUUGUUUUAUGACCCUAUCAAGUGUUUACGUUUUAAAUCAAUCGUAAGAAAUGUAUGCGACGAGGACUACUGACCACUUCAAAUGCAUUAGUUGACUAUCACAUAUGUCAUCUGUAACAGCAUAGUAAACGGUCGACUGCAUAAAAUAUCAACUCAUUCUAAUAAAAAUUAAAUUUUAAAGUUGCGGUGGAUUCUCCGGUACGUACCUUAAAAUUGUUAGCUUGAUUGGAAGCCAAACCUUAUGUUUAUUUACGUCCUACAAUUGUUGAAGAAAUGAAAAGAAGUAAACGCCAAUUGAAAUAGUAAUCAGUAGAGACUGCAUGUUACAGUAUCGUGUUUUUCUCCGCAGCUAUCAUCGCACUUGACAAUAUUACAAACCGAACACAAAGUUGACGCCUGAGUUCGCCAUGAAGAAUAAGUUGGUGUUGGUGACACUAAGCGUCCUUGCGUCACUGUUUGUUUUUUACACCCUAGUUCUUCUGUCAUCAUGGAAGUUGAUUCCGCGUUUAAAUCCAUAUACGAAUAUCGGUCCGGCAAAAAGGCAAACGAUUUUGCAGGGAUUUGACAAAGAACCACCACAACAACCAAAAACAGAAACAAAAAAAUUAUUCACCAAGCUUAAUAUCAAGAAAUCAACUAAACCAUCUGUUGAAACUAAGACACUCCACAAGAGGACUCCUCGAUCUAAUCUCAUUAUAUUGAGCCCAGGCAGAGGAGGAUCUUCAUUCUUAGGAGGAGUAUUUGAUGCUAAUCCUGAUAUCAUGUAUUGGUUUGAGCCGCUACACACUUUAUCCCGCGGCAUAUAUGAGCUCCAUUUGUACAAAGACAAAGAGAGAAAAAUUCAUUACAGCAAAACUGCUAUCAACCUAAUCAAUAGCUUUUUCAACUGCAGUUUCACUCAGAUCCCUAAAGACAUUAUGUCUGCAUUAUCUAAGAGCAUAUUUCGGAUGCGAAGUAAGUCACUGAGCAGUAGGCAUUUGUGUCCUACAAAAAACAAAACGAAAAAAUGUCUACCUUACUCAGUGAAACUACUUGGCAAUGUUUGUAACUCUUCCAGACAUACUGUUCUCAAGAUCUUGACGUCCCGUUUGCCGAAAAAUACACUUGAAAGUUUCCAAGGAAUUUUUCAGAAACAGAAAUAUAAAAUCAAACUUACUCACUUAGUACGGGAUCCUAGAGCUGUGAUUUAUUCUAUGCUUAAUUCAGUGCAAUGGAUAAAUAUAUCGAGCUUGUUAAAUCAAAGUUUCCAUGACGUUAUUAAUGGAGUUUGUAACUCCAUUGAAAAAAACAUAAAACUCGGUUUGUUUUCUCCCCCGUCAUGGCUAAAAAAUCGCUUUCAAGUGGUACGUUACGAAGAUUUUGUUGUUAAUACAACAAAAAUUGCUAAGGAUCUCUAUAAAUUUGCAGGAUUUGAUUGGUCGGUAAGUGUUGAUAAAUGGAUUGAAAAACAUCAGAAAAAACCGCACAAAAAUAAUGAAAGGGAUCCUUAUUCACUUUAUAGAAACGCUUCACUUGUUAUGAACAAAUGGAAAAAAGCUCCACUGAGCUUAAUUACAGCAGUAGAACAAGUCUGUGGUAAUUUAAUGGACAUGCUUGGCUACGAAAGAAUGAUUAAAUCAGAAGAAAAAAACUCUAUUAAUCGAAGCUCACUUGUAAUAACCUGAA